Carica papaya (papaya) is the source of this 3860-nucleotide messenger RNA. RefSeq names its product glutamate receptor 3.3 (gene GLR3.3). The record is from RefSeq and is a predicted model, not a curated record. NCBI's taxonomy places the organism in Eukaryota, Viridiplantae, Streptophyta, Magnoliopsida, Brassicales, Caricaceae. Gene Ontology annotation, biological process: defense response; G protein-coupled receptor signaling pathway. Gene Ontology annotation, cellular component: membrane. Gene Ontology annotation, molecular function: ligand-gated monoatomic ion channel activity; G protein-coupled receptor activity.
GAACGGAAAGAAAGAUUCUCUGGGCAUUUACAUACAUUUCGCACCCCCCGACGACGUUGUAUAUCUAUGGAGAGACCUGUAGGAUUACCAACAGUAGAAACCACGUGAUUUCACCAAAAUUAUUUUAUUUAAAUGGCAGUUUCCCUUUCCGUAUCCCUCCAGUGGUUUCUCAACGUGCUUCAAAUCUACAUGGGUUGGUGAUUUUCCUUAUUGGUCAGCUACGUUUAUUCUCUUCUCAUGUCUGAUUUCGCUUUUAGCUGGUGGGUUCUCAGCAUCUUCUUCUUCUUUGUCUGUUUUUUGUUUUUGUUUUUUUUUAAAAAAUCUUCUUAUAAUAAGUGUUAUUUGUUUACAUCCUUCUGGAGAUAAACGGGCUUUGCUACAGAUUAGAUGAGAAAACUCGGGAAAAAGAAAAGCGUGUUGGAAGUUUGAAGUUCAGAAGGAAAAGCUCUUGUUGACUAACAAUUUAAUUGCACUGGCAUUUUCUUUGCGGAGGCACCGGGAGGACUCAUUUUUUUUCGGAUACAGAGAUAGUCCUUCCUUGAUUUGAAAUGAUCACUAUCCGGCUUCUCUUUUCGUUGUGGCUCUAUUUUGUAUUGUUUCAAAGUGGGUACAGUAGGAAUGAUUCUUCAAGACCGGCUAUUGUAAAUAUUGGUGCUAUAUUCACUUAUGAUUCUACAAUUGGAAGAGUUGCAAAGAUUGCCGUUCAGGAGGCUGUGAAAGAUGUGAAUUCCAACUAUAGCAUUCUCCAUGGUACCAAAAUUGUUGUGAAAAUGGUAAAUUCAAAUUGCAGUGGAUUUCUUGGGGUGGUGGAAGCUCUACAACUCAUGGAGACUGAAACAGUUGCAAUUAUUGGUCCUCAAUGUUCUACAGUUGCCCAUGUUUUGUCACAUGUUGCAAAUGAACUCCAGGUUCCUCUGUUGUCCUUUGGAGCUACAGACCCCACUCUUAGUUCCCUUCAGUUCCCCUUUUUUGUGAGAACAACAUUGAGUGAUCUAUAUCAAAUGGCUGCUGUCGCUGCAAUUAUUGACUACUAUGAUUGGAAGGCAGUUAAUGUCAUUUUCAUGGAUGAUGAUUAUGGACGAAAUGGCAUUGCUGCACUGGAUGAUAAACUUGCAGAGAGGCGCCUCAAGAUCUCGUAUAAGGCAAGGAUUCAGCCAGAUGUUGAAAUUGGUGGAGGUGACAUCAUGAAUAUCCUUGUUAAGCUUGCUUUAAUGGAAUCUCGAGUGAUUGUUGUUCAUGUAAAUCCUACUUUAGGCUUAAAGAUUUUCUCUGUUGCAAAAUAUCUUGGAAUGUUGGGUAAUGGUUAUGUUUGGAUAGCUACGGAUAUGCUUUCAUCUAUGUUAGAUUCUAAUUCUCAUCUGCCUUCUGAUAUCAUGGAUGCAUUGCAAGGAGUUCUGGUUCUGCGCCAACACACGCCAGAUACUGAUAGAAAGAGAGCCUUUUUCUCCAGGUGGAAUAAGUUAACUGGUGGCUCUCCAGGACUGAAUUCAUAUGGGCUUUAUGCUUAUGAUUCUGUUUUGCUCUUUGCUCAUGCUAUGGAUGCCUUCUUUGACCAGGGAGGGACUGUUUCCUUUUCUAAGGAUUCUAAUCUAGCUUCUGUAGGAAAUGGUAAUCUCCACCUGGAAGCAAUGAGAAUUUUUGACGGUGGACAGCUUCUGCUGAAAAACAUACUUGACAUUAACAUUGUUGGGUUGACAGGUCCUCUUAAGUUUAUUUUAGGAACGGACAGGUCCCGUGUUCUUCCUUCAUAUGAUGUAAUCAACGUGAUUGGAACUGGUUUUCGGAGGAUUGGUUACUGGUCAAACUAUACGGGUUUGUCAAUCAUACAGCCUGAGACAUUGUAUAAAAGACCACCAAAUAGUUCAAGUGCAAGCCAGCAACUAUAUAGUGUUAUCUGGCCUGGGGAGACAUUAUCAAAACCUCGUGGAUGGGUUUUUCCUAACAAUGGGAAGCAAUUGCAAAUUGGUGUGCCCAUUCGGGUGAGUUAUCGUGAAUUUGUAGCACAGGUGAAAGGGACUGAAACGUUCAAGGGAUUCUGCAUAGAUGUAUUCCAAGCUGCUGUUAAUUUGUUGCCAUAUGCUGUCCCGUAUCGAUUUGUACCCUAUGGGGAUGGCCGUCGAAACCCAAGCUAUACGGGGCUUGUGAACCUGAUAACAACUGGUGUCUUGGAUGGUGUCGUUGGUGAUAUUGCCAUUGUAACAAAUAGGACCAGGAUAGUGGAUUUUACACAACCAUAUGUGUCGUCAGGACUGGUUGUUGUGGCCCCAUUUAGGAAAUUGAAUUCCGGUGCUUGGGCCUUCUUGCGUCCAUUCACUCCAAGUAUGUGGCUAAUCACUGGUUGUUUCUUCCUUGUUGUGGGAGUAGUAGUGUGGAUUCUGGAGCAUAGAAUAAACGAUGAGUUCAGGGGCCCACCCAAGCAGCAGAUUAUUACCAUUCUAUGGUUUAGCUUCUCCACUCUGUUUUUUGCUCAUAGAGAAAGUACUGUGAGCUGUCUUGGACGUGCAGUUCUAAUUAUAUGGCUCUUUGUGGUUUUGAUAAUAAACUCAAGCUACACCGCUAGCCUGACAUCAAUCCUUACAGUGCAGCAGCUAUCUUCUCAUAUUAAAGGAAUUCAAAGCUUGAUAGACAGUGAUGAGCCUCUUGGAUACCAAGUAGGUUCUUUUGCAGAACAUUAUCUGCAUGAGGAACUUAACAUAUCAAAAUCUAGGCUUGUUGCCCUUGGAUCACCUGAAGCGUAUGCCAAGGCGCUCAAAGAUGGUCCUGAAAAAGGAGGUGUUGCUGCUGUGGUUGAUGAACGUCCCUACGUGGAGUCUUUCUUAUCAAAGCAGUGCACGUUCAGGAUUGUUGGUCAAGAGUUCACGAAAAGUGGAUGGGGUUUUGCUUUUCCACGGGACUCUCCGUUAGCUGUUGAUUUAUCAACUGCAAUUCUACAACUGACUGAGAAUGGUGAUCUCCAACGGAUCCAUGAAAAGUGGCUGAUGCAUAGCACUUGCAGUUUGGAUGCUGGUGAGCUUGAAUCAGAUCGGCUUCAUCUCAAGAGCUUUGGAGGCCUUUUCCUUCUAUGUGGGAUAGCUUGCUUCAUUGCUCUCUUCAUAUACUUCAUGCAGAUAGUGUGCCACUUCCGACGUGCCGACUCCAACGAAUCUGUUUCUGCUGGUCAGAGUAACUCACUUUCUGGGCGUAUCCAGAGAUUGUUGUCACUGAUGGAUGAGAAGAAGGAUCCAUCAACGCAUGGGAGUAAGAGAAGGAAGACGGAAAAGUCAGCAUUUGACGAUGACAGUGAUAAAGGUGAAUCAGGGAGGAAUACAAGGGGAAAGAAAAUGGAACUGACUAAUGAGGAUGGCAUCAACUCGAGCAAUUAAACUAAGUGGAUAUCUUCAGAGAUUCCUGAUUGUAUUAGCACAUGGUCAGAAUUAAACGAUAUCUACACUCCAUAAAAUCGCGACAAACAUGCAACUCAUGUACCAAGCAAUGGUUCACUAAGUGAGAUUAACAACUUUCAAAGCAUUAGAUUCAAGAAAAAUACUAGAGAGAUGCUUCUCGAUUGCAAGUUCAAGACUCGUCUUAAUACUUAGAACCUCGUAGUGCAUAGCACGAAGGGGGAAGGAUCCAUUCUAUUAUUAGUGAGAUAUCAUGCAAUGUCAUAUUGUAUCUUGGACAGAAGUUGUGGGACUGUAAUAUCACCUCUACAAUCAUUAUUCAUCUUCUCCUAUAUUGUUUUGGUACUCUAUGGUGUGGUUUCAUGUGAGAGGUCUCUCAGAAUAGUUUCUUUAGUAUAAAUUCUAAAAUUUAUCUGUAGUAAUGACUUAUACCAAGAGCUAUGGAGGCUUGUUUAUAUGAAGUGUAGUUUAUAGAUGAAA